Rattus norvegicus (Norway rat) is the source of this 2426-nucleotide messenger RNA. It is a transcript of the gene Acsm2, whose product is annotated as acyl-CoA synthetase medium-chain family member 2. NCBI's taxonomy places the organism in Eukaryota, Metazoa, Chordata, Mammalia, Rodentia, Muridae. Gene Ontology annotation, cellular component: mitochondrion. The record is from RefSeq and is marked provisional. Gene Ontology annotation, molecular function: short-chain fatty acid-CoA ligase activity; benzoate-CoA ligase activity; medium-chain fatty acid-CoA ligase activity.
CAUCAGUGCUGUUCUCUCUACUGGUGCUUCGGGAACUCUAGAACUCCUUCCUGAGAGGGAAGCAAACCAAGCUACUGCCAGAGAGAGUUCCAUAAGAGCUCUGAAUAUGCAUUGGCUGUGGAAAAUUCCAAGACUUUGCACCUUCUGGGGCACUGAGAUGUUCCACCGUACUUUCCAUAUGAAUAUCAAGAAACUAAUGCCCAUACAGUGGGGCCACCAAGAAGUCCCUGCCAAGUUCAACUUCGCUAGUGAUGUGAUAGAUCACUGGGCCAGCCUGGAGAAGGCUGGCAAGAGAUCUCCAGGUCCAGCCCUAUGGUGGAUGAAUGGCAGUGGGGAAGAACUAAAGUGGAACUUCAGAGAACUGAGUGAAAUCAGUAAACAGACGGCCAAUGUUCUCACCAGGGCCUGUGGCCUGCAGCGUGGGGACCGUGUAGCAGUAGUGCUUCCUCGAGUCCCAGAGUGGUGGCUGGUGACCCUCGGCUGCAUGCGUUCUGGUCUUGUUUUCAUGCCUGGAACCACCCAGAUGAAAUCCACAGACAUACUCUACAGGCUGCAAUCAUCCAAGGCCAGGGCCAUUGUGGCUGGGGAUGAAGUGGUUCAGGAAGUGGAUGCUGUGGCCCCUGACUGCUCUUUUCUGAAAAUCAAGUUGCUGGUGUCUGAAAAAAAUCGAGAAGGAUGGCUAAACUUCAAGGCACUGCUAAAGGAUGCAUCCCCCAUUCAUCAGUGUGUGGAGACUGUAAGCCAAGAAUCAGCUGCCAUCUAUUUCACUAGCGGGACCAGUGGCCCUCCCAAGAUGGCAGAGCACUCCCACUGCAGCCUGGGCCUCAAGGCCAAGAUGGAUGCUGGCUGGACAGGACUGGGACCUUCUGACACAAUGUGGACCAUCUCAGACACAGGCUGGAUAUUAAACAUUUUAGGGUCAUUUCUGGAACCUUGGGUAUUGGGAACGUGCAUAUUUGUCCAUCUUUUGCCAAAGUUUGAUCCACAAACUGUUCUAAAGGUGCUUUCCAGCUACCCCAUCAAUACCCUGCUGGGUGCCCCCCUCAUUUACCGGAUGUUGCUACAACAGGAUCUUUCCAGUUACAAGUUCCCACAUCUGCAUAGCUGCUUCAGUGGAGGAGAGACCCUCCUCCCGGAGACUCUGGAGAGUUGGAAAGCCAAGACAGGACUGGAAAUCCGAGAAAUCUAUGGCCAGACAGAAACGGGAAUUACCUGCAGAGUUUCUAGGACAAUGAAAGUCAAACCAGGCUACCUGGGAACAGCCAUUGUCCCUUAUGAUGUCCAGGUCAUAGAUGAGCAGGGCAAUGUCCUGCCCCCUGGCAAGGAAGGAGACAUGGCUCUCAGGGUGAAGCCCAUCAGGCCUAUAGGCAUGUUCUCUGGAUAUGUGGACAAUCCCAAGAAGACACAGGCUAAUAUUCGAGGAGACUUUUGGCUUCUGGGAGACCGGGGAAUUAAGGAUACAGAAGGGUAUUUCCACUUCAUGGGACGGACAGACGAUAUCAUUAAUUCCAGUGGGUACCGAAUUGGACCUUCCGAGGUGGAGAAUGCACUGAUGGAACAUCCUGCCGUGGUUGAAACAGCUGUGAUCAGCAGCCCAGACCCUAUCAGAAGAGAGGUGGUGAAGGCAUUUGUGGUUCUAGCCCCUGAGUUCCUGUCCCAUGACCAAGACCAGCUCACCAAGGUUCUUCAGGAACACGUGAAGUCAGUGACAGCACCCUACAAGUACCCCAGGAAGGUGGAGUUUGUCUUAGACCUGCCCAAGACCAUCACAGGAAAAAUUGAGCGAGCUAAACUUCGAGCCAAGGAAUGGAAAACAUCAGGAUAAGCCCAGGCCCAGUGAGACUCCCAAGGCUCUUGCUCUGUCUUUCCCAAUCCUUUUCUUAUGACUCCUUAGUCUUCCUAUAGCAAUAUGAAAUUAUUCAUGUAGAGGCAUGUAUGUGAUUUAGGUCUUUGCUUGGUUAUUGACACAGAACAAUGACACGUUUCAUGCUAAAAGAAGAAAGAAAGAGGGAAUAAGAGGUUUGAAGUCAGAAAAGGCUAAAACAGCAAGGGAAAGAAAUUGCCAAUUCAAGUGGUCAGGAAGGGGUAGAGAGAAGGGGAAAGCAGAAUGAGGAGAGAGAGAGAUGAGAAGGAACUGGAGAGAAAUAGAAAAAGGGUUGUGUAGAAGGACACUAGUGUCUUCGCCAAGUUGUGUCAAUCCUUAGGGACAUCAUGCCCAAAGGAGAAGGAAAUACCACUUACAGAGCAUGCCCAAGGCACUGUUAUACACUUGUCAUGAGUCCUAUACAGGUCAUGAGCCAUCUUACUUCAUCUGGGUGACAUCUGCAGGCUCAUCUUCUGCACCCCAAAAUGUACCACUUCCUGUAGCUCACAUUUUUUGUUCUAGCUUUAUUUCCUUGAAUUAAUAAUAAAAUCACUUCAAAAUC